Perca fluviatilis (European perch) is the source of this 4580-nucleotide messenger RNA. RefSeq names its product huntingtin-interacting protein 1-related protein-like. Bases 212 to 4351 code for a protein of 1379 amino acids. Gene Ontology annotation, molecular function: clathrin-cargo adaptor activity; phosphatidylinositol-3,5-bisphosphate binding; actin filament binding. Gene Ontology annotation, biological process: actin filament organization; endocytosis; clathrin coat assembly. The transcript has 33 exons. Lineage: Eukaryota; Metazoa; Chordata; Actinopteri; Perciformes; Percidae. Gene Ontology annotation, cellular component: actin cortical patch; clathrin-coated vesicle. The record is from RefSeq and is a predicted model, not a curated record.
UUGGAGAGUUUUUACGCACAAGAGAAACGGCUCAUUGUUUCAGGAGGACUGCGGGUUUUUAAUCUGAAGAAGCGAAUAGAAGGAGGAAUCUUUUGGGGGCAUACACGCGGCGAAUCUGGCGCACCUAUUAGAGAGGCACGAGCACAGGUGAGGAGCUGGCCUCUGUGGUUUCAUACAUGGACUUUUAGUUUGCGCGGAGGACAGCAACAACAUGAGCAAGACGAAGACCAAAAGCGACAAUAAGACGGAAAAAGCUUUGGCCGCGGAGAAAGAGCAGUUUAAUAAACAACAGCUUCACAACAUCAGCAAAACCCUCAUCUCCGGUGAAACACCACUCAAAGAGAAAUAUGUGCGCAAUAUCAUCAUGGGAACACAUAAGGAGGGUGGAGCCUCCACCUUCUGGUCCUACACCCUCAACCUUCCUCUGUCCAGCAACUCCAUGAUCAGCUGGAAGUUCUGCUAUCUGCUGCACAAAGUGCUCAGGGAUGGACACAGAAAUGCUGUUAGAGAUUCUCACAGAUACUGCCGCAACGUCAAAGAUAUGGGCAUUCUCUGGGGAAACUUGCAUGAUCGCUACGGCCACAUUGUUGCCUUGUCUGCCAAGUUCCUCUGCCUCAAAAUGGAAUUUCAUGCAAAGCACAAGGUGAUUCCAGCCAACCUGGAGGCCAGUGAUGAGACUUUCGAUAGGGAAACAGGAAGCGAUGUGACCAAAGUGUUAGAUAUAACCCAGGAACUGAUGGAUUACUGGGAUGCUGGGCUGAAGAUGGAGGAGACAGUUCUGCGUCAGCUGGAUGCCAAUGGCGCCAAAUCUACAACUCCAGCUGGACAGUGCAGACUGACUCCUCUGAUUCCUCUCAUCCUGGACUGCAGCCUCCUCUACCACUUCUCUGUCCUGUCGAUGUUCAAACUCCACAGCCGGAUUGCUCCAGAUGUUCUUCUUGGUCAUCGAGAGCGGUUCCGCGAUCUAUUUAACAGCCUCACACAGUUCUUCGACAGAGCUAGAGAAACCGAGUUCUUUAAAACUAUCAUCCAGAUCCCAGAUCUCCCCGAUGAACCCCCGAACUUCCUGCGUGCCUCUGCCUUGGCUGAAUAUAAAAAGCCGGUGGUAGUGAUGCCUAACGAGGAGCGGCAUAACGAAGAGGAAGUGGAGAUGCAACCAGAGUUGAGGGAAGCCCCACAGUACUAUAUGCUCAGCCAAAUGGGAGGACCUGAUGCUUCAGCUGAGCAGAGAGAAACCGAGAAUGAGAGUCUGAAGAGAGAGCUGCAGGUGCUCAAACCAGAACUACAGCUCAUCAAGACCGAGGCUCAGAGGUGUUUAACUGAGCUUAAGGCUCAGGUGAAUCGUCUGGAGGCCGAGGUCGAUGAGCAGCGCACCCAAAAACAGAUGGCCAUGAUGGAAAAGGAGCACCUGCGGAUGGAAGUGGAAGCUUUACGGUGCACUAACGUUGCCAAUGUCGGGGCUCAGAUCGGAUUCAAAGAGGCAGACCACAGAGCUCAGGCAGCAGAGCUUCGUUUCGCUCAACUCAAAGAGAGACACGCAGAGCUCAUCACCAGUCACGCAGACUUAAUGAAGAAGAACGCAGAAACAGUGAAGUUGCUGUCAGGUACACAACAUGGUCAGGACGAUUUGCUGAAAUACAAACAGCAGCUUGAAAAUGAGCUGGAAAAUCUACGACAGGAGAAAAGAAACACGACGAGUCAGCAGCAGCAGGAGGUUCAGCGGCUGAACACUGAACUCCUGGAGCAAAGAGCAGAGCUGGCUCUCCUUCGCAGCACUUUGGACAAUAAAGACAAGGAGGGAUCUCAGGUGAGCAGCAGCCUGGCGGCCCUGCAGGCGGAGCGUGAUGUGCUGCUGCGCUCCGCCAGAGAGAAAGACGCGGAGCUCUCCUCGCUGAGGCAACAGGCGCAGCAGCAGCAGGGCUCCCUGGACCUGGAGAGAGAGCGGCUCCAGCGAGAGCUGGAGGCUCUCAGGGCUCAGCUACAGCAGCAGCUUGCCAUCAAUGCAGAGCAGAAGUUGGAGAUCGACAGGCUGAGACGGGAGCUGGACUCGACACGGGCAGAGCUGAAUCGUGCGAACAGCGCCCUGCAGAGUAAAGAAAUGAGUGGUACCCAGCUGAGCAGUUCAGUGGCAGGGCUGCAGGCGGAGAGGGAGGCGUUGCUGCGCUCGAUGAGGGACCAGGAGGGCGAGCUGAACUCCCUCAGGCAGCAGGCUCAGCUCCACCACAGCUCCCUGGAGCAGGAGAGGCAGAGGAGCAGUGUGGAGCUGGGAAACCUCCACGCUCAGUUACAGCAACAGGCCUGUCGUGAAGCUGAGCUGUCCAAGAAGCUGCAGGACGAGCAGUUCUGCCUGCUGCAGUGUGCUGUGGUGGAGGCUGAGGGCAUCAUCCUGGACGCUGUGGCCAAACUGGACGACCCCAUUCACGUCAGCUGCAUCUGCUCACCUGAUUACUUGGUGAAUCGAGCUGAUAUCACUCUGAGAUCGAUCGACAAAAUACAGCAGAGCCACGUCGUCUACCUCGGAAACAGGAACGAUGCCAGUGGUUUGUUGAGAUCGGUCACACAGUUCUCCCACCUCGCUGCUGACACGAUCGUCAACGGAUCAGCAACAUCUCACUCCGCUCCCACCGACCAGGCCGACCGUUUAACCGACAGCUGUCGGGAUUGUGCGAAUCACUGCCUUCAGUUCUUGAAGGAUCUGAAGCUUCAGGCCAGUUUACAGAGAGCAGAUCCCUCCGCCGUGCGCUACACUGUCCAACGCAUCCUCGCUCUGGGACAGGAUCUGCGUCCAAAAGGACAGGAUGUGAUGAAAGGGGAGCUGGCGUACAUGGUGGAUAAAGAGAUGAGCGCUACAUCGACGGCCAUUGAAGAGGCCGUGCUGCGAAUGGACGAGAUCCUGAAUCAGGCAAAGAGAGAGACUUCUGGCAUCAAGCUGGAAGUCAACCAGAGUAUCCUGGGAUCCUGUUCAGACCUGAUGAAGGCUGUUCACAUGCUGGUGACAGCUUCUACUGACCUACAGAAAGACAUUGUGGAAGGAGGCAGGGGGGCAGCGUCUGUUACAGAAUUUUAUGCCAAAAACUCUCGCUGGACAGAAGGACUCAUCUCUGCCUCCAAGGCUGUAGGCUGGGGCGCCACACAGCUGCUAGACUCAGCUGACCGGGUGGUGGGGGAAAAAGGAACAUACGAGGAGCUCAUCGCGUGUUCACAUGAGAUCGCUGCGAGCACGGCUCAGCUAGUUGCUGCCUCGAAGGUGAAGGCCGACCGCAACAACAAGAAGCUGAACACUCUGAAGCAGGCCUCACGGCACGUAAACGACAUGGCUGCUGUGGUCGUCACCUCCACCAAACAUGGGCAGCAGCAAAUCUCCGACCAAGGUGUGAUGGACUUCUCUGGCAUGUCGCUCAUCAAACUGAAAACAGAGGAGAUGGAAGUUCAGGUGAAGGUGCUGCAGCUGGAGAGCCAGCUGGAGCAGGAGCGAGUGCGUCUCGGGGAGCUGAGGAAGAGGCACUACAAGCUCGACGCCUCUGGGGACGACGGCGCUGACGCAGAGGACGGAGCCGAUAGCUUCCCGCCGCCGCCGCCACCUACUCUGCUCGAGUGCGCGCCCGUGCCCCCGUCCUUCUCGCAGACUCAGCCUUACCUGAACACCCAGAGCUAUGCAGCAUCCAAUCCGUUUGCACCGGCUCAAACACCAACGCAGUCCUUCUCCGUGCCUCAGUCGUACACACAAACAAACACCUACACCCCUUCCCAAACAUCCAUCCCGUCUCAGACCUACACCCCUUCCCAAACUUCCAUCCCGUCUCAGACCUACACCCCUUCCCAAACUUCCAUCCCGUCUCAGACCUACACCCCUUCCCAAACAUCCAUCCCGUCUCAGACCUACACCCCUUCCCAAACAUCCAUCCCGUCUCAGACCUACACCCCUUCCCAAACUUCCAUCCCGUCUCAGACCUACACCCCUUCCCAAACAUCCAUCCCAUCUCAGACCUACACCCCUUCCCAAACAUCCAUCCCGUCUCAGACCUACACCCCUUCCCAAACUUCCAUCCCAUCUCAAACCUACACACCCUCCCAGUCUUUUAUCCCAACUCAGCCUUACACACCACCUCAGCCCUUCACCCCAAACCCAACCCAAACUUACCUAAAACCUCAGUCUUACUCGCUGUCAGCACCGUCAACGAACCCCUCCAGCCUCUCCCGGCCUCAAUCCCCGUCUCUGCCCCGGGCCAGCCCGCAGAACAACACCGAGUCCACCAAACCAGCCUCUAGGAAACCCAGUAUCUUUACCAAAUCUGGAAACUUGCUGAAGAAUGCGUUUAAACGAGGUGAAACUGGAACAGGGGAAUCUUGAAGCGUGCCUGAAAAAGAAUCUGACAUUUUACUUAACUUAAUCACUGGAAAUAUAAAUAUCCUUUUUAUAUGUUAAAAACACAUAUUUUAAUCAAACUUUAUCUUUGGUUCUGUUAAAAAAAAAAAAAACUGAGCUUAAAAGAAAUUGUCAGUGCAAAUUAAUAUUCUCCAACUGAUAUUUGUAAUCAUGAAGCCUAUAUUAUAUUAAAUGUUACUGAUUGCUGUUUGUA